AAGAAGAUGAUGGUGAUGGUGUAGAAGAACCUCAAAAUGAGCUGGAAUUAUUUGAUACUGAGGCAGAAGUAACUGAGAAAAGACCUCCACAAAAGAGAGCUUCUUCGGCAUUGUUCAAGGCUAUCAUGGCUGCUCCAGGUUUGUCUGUUCAAAGUGCUUUGGAUAAGUGGGUUGAGGAGGGAAAUGACUUGAAUCGACCUGAGAUAGCCUUGGCCAUGCUCAACCUUCGGAAACGUCGGAUGUAUGGGAGGGCCUUGCAGUAAUUUAGUGGCCAACAACUUCACAAUGGAAAGUUCAAACAACAGCAUGCUGAGACGACUCGUAGAGGAAAGAAGAGCUUGCCAAGAAACCAAACAUGACAUGCUUGGUCUCCUAAUGAAUGGGGGUGAAGAAAACAGAUAUAAUCUAACAGAUGAAGAGAUAAUUGAUCAAAUGAUAGCAAUUUUGUAUUCUGGAUACGAGACUGUAUUCACUCAAAAAACUUACUAUAUAAGAUUUCUAUUGGAAAUUUAGUCCUCUUAUAUAUAACAUAUUUUGACUGAUAGCAAUUUUGUGGCUUUGUAUACAAAGUAGUAAUUAAUUUUUUGGUAGAGAAUUGUGAAUACAAUUUUUCGAUAUGUUAUUUUGGGGGUAAUAUUAAAAU
Molecule: messenger RNA, 643 nt
Organism: Camellia sinensis
Lineage: Eukaryota; Viridiplantae; Streptophyta; Magnoliopsida; Ericales; Theaceae
Source: RefSeq, a predicted model, not a curated record